Messenger RNA from Cryptococcus amylolentus CBS 6039, 878 nucleotides. RefSeq lists its product as hypothetical. The transcript is spliced from 3 exons. NCBI's taxonomy places the organism in Eukaryota, Fungi, Basidiomycota, Tremellomycetes, Tremellales, Cryptococcaceae. The coding region runs from base 278 to 661 and encodes 127 amino acids. The record is from RefSeq and is a predicted model, not a curated record.
CUCUGCGCGAUGUCAUCUCAUAGUCUAUCCCCUCUCCUUUCGUACCUCUGCCAUCAAGCACUGACUGCCGACACCUCCUUUCCCGGCGUUUCCCCACCGUACUAAGUCGAUCACUGAGAACCCAGGCCAGCCAAGGGCGUAAGGAGCCAUGCUUCUCAUAUCACCCAUCACUCAUCACACGCCCCCCGCUCCACGAUGGCUUACCUUCAUCAUCCUUGACUCAAGAUAAAGACCAUCAAAAUCGAGCUCUUUGGGCAUAUUCACGCACGCGCCCAUCAUGUCUUCACCCGUCACCUCUCAAGGCUCUAUGGAGGCGAGUCUGUGUGAGAAGGGCGUCAUCUUGGAACAGCCGACCGAAAAGACCUGCAUGGCCCCCGCACCAGCCCAGGCAGUCUCAGACAGCUCCGUGCAAUCUGCUUCCUCUUUCCAGAGCAGCAUGGGAGGCGGCAUAGUCGGCGGCGAACAGCUUCUCAACGACAAUCCUCCCUGUUCAGACUACUGUUGCAGCUAUGGAUGUGAGGUAUUUGGGCAGGGGAUAGAUGAAUGUUGUGUGAGCGAAUACGACUGUACGUUGAGGCAUCAGGUGCUGACUAGAGUAGGAACUCAUGGCGGAGUGUUUGACGGAAACGCUGCAAGCAUGUCUGUCGUGCAUGACAUGUGAUCUGGACUGAGCCUCAGCUGUCUCUGGUAAAAGCCUGGCAGUCCGGCCGGGUGGACGUUAUUCCCUAAUAGUAUCUUGAUGGUAACCUGGAGUGGCUCACACAUUCUUCUAUAAUUACAGUACCUUGAUCUGUACUCAUAGAGUUUAUUGAUAUGCAGAGCAAAAGCGACCAAAGAUCUGCUCACGCUCCCCUCAUUUGCACAAACACACACCUGAA